Molecule: messenger RNA, 755 nt
Organism: Halteromyces radiatus
Lineage: Eukaryota; Fungi; Mucoromycota; Mucoromycetes; Mucorales; Cunninghamellaceae
Product: phospholipid methyltransferase-domain-containing protein
Exons: 5
Coding region: 54-644 (196 amino acids)
Biological process (GO): phosphatidylcholine biosynthetic process
Molecular function (GO): S-adenosylmethionine-dependent methyltransferase activity
Source: RefSeq, a predicted model, not a curated record
CUUUUUCCUUCUUUCUUAUUCUUUUUCAUUCUAUCCUUUCUUAUUAAUAUAUAAUGGAAGCUGUAUUAAACUACUUUGACUUUUCACAACCUUCAUUUUAUUAUGCUUUGGCUAAUAUUUUAUUCAACCCUAUUUUUUGGAACAUUGCCGCUAGAGCAGAAUAUAAAAGUCAUAUUUUGACAAAAUUGGCCGGAGGUAAUGCUUAUCGUGGAUGUGCUGCUCUUGCUUUUUCUAUCUUCUCUCUUGGUAUUCUUCGUGAUUAUCUAUUCAAGAUUGCUUUACAAUUCCAACCUAUUCAUCCUCUUCUUGAAAUCGAUGCUGUCAAAGCCGUCGCUAUUGUUCUCUUUUUAACCGGUAAUAUAUUGGUGUUAUCUUCCAUGUGGGCUUUGGGUUUCACUGGUACUUAUUUAGGUGAUUAUUUUGGUAUCUUGAUGGAUGCGCGUGUUACUGGGUUUCCAUUCAAUGUUUGUGAAGAUCCUAUGUAUACUGGAUCUACUUUGACCUUUUUGGCUACAGCCUUAUGGUAUGCUAGUCCUGCUGGUCUGUUAUUGACUUCUGUUGUACAUGUUGUUUAUCGAGUGGCAUUACGUUAUGAAGGUCCCUUCACUGCCAUGAUUUAUGCCAACAAGGAUAAGAAACAAUAAAAUGAUUUAGAAAAUAUUAUCUGUAGAAUAGAAAUCCUUGUUUAUAUUUAGUUCUUCAUUUUUUUUCUUGUUGUUGUUGUCAAUAAAUCAAAGUUUUUAUGAUUAUCUUAA